CUCUGUCAAUAAUGUUUAUCAGGUAAUGGAGAAUGGACCUCCAACAAUUGAAUUUGAAGAUGGGACAGUUGAUGUUGAACGUCUGCUUGUAGAACCCCAAGAUGGGAAUGUCUCAGUGGAUGGUGUCAUGUGUUUUAAUGAGAAGACCUCAGAGAAAGCUAUUGACAUCCUAGAGGUUUCCUGCAGUUUUGGUGUGACAAGUGCUGGUACUACUCAUGAAGGGGGAGAUAUUCUCAAUAGAGAUGUACUUAAUUCAUUACACACUGCGGAUGACGGUGGCUAUUUUAUAUUGCAAAAUGAUUUCUGUAGCAUGGGAGAAGAGUAUCUUCUAGAAAACUGCUGUAUUGGGUAUGCAGGUGUUGAAUUCGCUGAAAGAAUUACAGAUCUGGAAUAUGUUUCAAGCGAAUGCUUGCAGACCUCUGUUUCAUGCAGUCCAGUUCUUACAUGUGCUGGUAUUGACUCUCCGUGGAAAUCAGAUCUAUUCAAAACAAUGGAAGUGCCAGAAUGCCAAAAUGAUGUAGUUGAUAUCAAGAGUUAUGAGUUUAGUGAAAUUCCUAGUCCUCAACAUGAGUCUGAAAAAUUGGCUGAGAAGAAACCUCUGAAAUCACCACAAGAGAAUAUUGGCAAGGUCCAUGACUUUUCAAGACACUCUUUUAAUGGUUUACCAUCUGAUGAGAAUGCUACAAGCCUUUCCCAACCAGUGGAGAUGUUUUCCUGUGCAAAGGAUGAGAAAAAUGAUGAAUAUGGGCAGACAUGCCAAAGUGGUGAGUUUAACAGAGUUCAGGGGAAGGAUGAAUUGGUAACCUUGUUUUCUGCAGAAAGCCCAACUGAUGCACUUCCUGCGCUAAAGAGAUCUCGUAAGCCCACGAAAAGGUACAUCGACGAAGUAGUAGAUCCUAUUUCACGUCAUUCAAAGAGAAGGCGGGAGGUUUCAUCUUCAAUCUUUAGGGAUAAGUCUGUAGAAGUCAAAAAUCACAAAAAAUGUCACGUGGGCUCUAAAGCCAUCAAAUUACCAGCUGAAGAAUCUGAUGUGAAAGCUAUUCAAGUCCCCUUUGGCUUGCUAGCGCGUAAAGAAUGUCCAGAGAGUCCUGCAUAUAAUUUGGUGCACAGUUCAGAUACAAGAAUUUUGAUGAAUAACCCAAAAGAUAACGGUGUUGCUUCAGAGAAUCAAAAGAAAAGGGAUGAAUGUACUCCAGUUGUUCAUCAAAUGAAAAGGAGUGAUGGUACCCCUGCAGAGAGUCAGAAGAAGGAUGACAAAGUUAGUGGAGCCCACUUAAUGAAAAAGGAUCAAUACAUCACAAAUAUUCAUUUCACAAAGAGGAAUGAGAGUGUCAUGGCAGCAAGUCACAAGAAAAAGGAGAAAGGUGUAAAUGGAGUCCCUUUAAUGAAAAGUGAUGACCAUCUCACAGCACCAAGUCAGAAAAUAAAGGAACGAACCAUGUUUGCUGGGAGCCCGAAAAUGAAAGAUGAGUGUGCAACAGCAAUAUAUCAAAAGAAAAGAGACGAGGUUAGUGGCCGGAGGAAGCACCAUAGGCUUUGGACUACUGCGGAGGUUAAAAAAUUAGUUGAUGGUGUCGCUGAGUACGGUGUUGGAAGAUGGAGUAGAAUAAAAAAGAUCCACUUUCCUGCGUCUGCCCAUCGUACCUCUGUAGAUCUCAAGGACAAAUGGCGAAAUCUUUUGAAAGCAAGCGGUUUGCAGGGACGACAAAAUGAACAGUUGAUUCAGGGAGAGAAGAAGCGCAACGUGGCGUGGCGGCCUCUGCCAAAGUCCAUCUUGCGGCGUGUUUGUGAACUGGCGGCAAUGCACCCAUAUCCCAAGGGCGGGAAACGGAAGACGACGCUUUUUCGCCAUGUUUCUCCAGAUAAAAAUACCGAUAUUACAUUGAGUGACUAUAGAAGGAUCUUACGAAGUAUUAGCGGUAGUUGAUCUUUCUGUUCUGUUUGUAUCAUCAACAGAGAGGUUAGGUCAUUUCCUGAAUUGACUGUUUCGUCAGACACAUCUAGCGGAUCGAUAAGCAUCCGACGUUUGUGGAAUAACAAUCAAACACCUGAUUUAUUGU
Molecule: messenger RNA, 2060 nt
Organism: Salvia hispanica
Lineage: Eukaryota; Viridiplantae; Streptophyta; Magnoliopsida; Lamiales; Lamiaceae
Source: RefSeq, a predicted model, not a curated record